AUGCCUGUAGAUAAUGUAUACUGUAUAUCAUUUAAUGGAAAACAAGAUACAUUUGCAAUAGGAAGUGAUAGUGGAAUAAGAAUAAUUAAAGUUGUCCCAUUACAAGAAAUAAAAAAUUUUGGUGUUGAUGAAGUUGGCAGUGUUACAAUUGUUCGCCUUUUAAAUAAAACUAAUUUACUAGGUAUUGUAUCAGGUGGAAAAUUUCCUAAAUUUGCCGGAAAUGCUGCAUUAAUAUUUGAUGCAUUUAAUAGAAAAUUUGUUGUUGAAAUUACAGUAAAUUCUCUUGUUACAAACUUUGCUUUUUCUUAUUCAAAAUUAAUUGUCGCACAAGCAAAACAUAUUACAGUUUUUUCUUUUCCCAAUAAUUUACAAAAAUUACGCUGUGAAGAGUUAGCUGAACAUUGUAAUGGUUUGUUUGCUUUUAAUGCUGACCCAAAAGCAGAAUAUCUUGUUUAUCCAGGAAGAACUAUUGGUUCUGUACAUAUCGUAAAUUUACUAACAACAAAUCAAACUUCUUGCCCAGCUCCAUUAAUUAUCAAUGCACAUAAAAAUAGAAUUGCAAGAGUAGCUAUUAAUAAUUUAGGUACAAUGAUAGCAACAGGUUCAACUCAAGGAACAUUAAUUCAUAUUUAUAACGCUAAGAAUGGUGAAAAAUUAUUUGAAUUACGUCGUGGUAUGGAUACAGUUAGUUUACGUUGUCUUAGAUUUUCACCAUGUUCCAAUUACUUGUUAGCAUCUUCAAAUAAGGGUACUAUACAUAUUUUUAGUGUAACAACAAAACGAAAUGAGUCACAUAAAUCACUAGCUGACUUAUUAAAUAAAGAUGAAAGAAGAAGUAUAUCUAGGAUUACUUUAAAAAAAGGUGAAGAGGAUUCAGAAUGUGUUUUUAUUAAUAAUUGUAUGCCAAGCGCAAGUCACAAAAGUAACAUUUUAAAUAAUUGUAAUGAUGAUAUUAUUUCUGUAAGUACCAAACCUUGUUUAACUCAUUUUUCUGGAACAAAUGGAGAAAUAAAGGAUUAUGUUGAUUUAUCAGAGUUGGGCGAUAAUCAUGAUUUUUGGACAACUCCAAUUUAA
Messenger RNA from Strongyloides ratti, 1074 nucleotides. RefSeq names its product WD repeat domain phosphoinositide-interacting protein 4. Gene Ontology annotation, cellular component: extrinsic component of membrane; cytosol; phagophore assembly site membrane. Gene Ontology annotation, molecular function: phosphatidylinositol-3,5-bisphosphate binding; phosphatidylinositol-3-phosphate binding; protein binding. The record is from RefSeq and is a predicted model, not a curated record. Gene Ontology annotation, biological process: protein localization to phagophore assembly site; autophagy of mitochondrion; nucleophagy. NCBI's taxonomy places the organism in Eukaryota, Metazoa, Nematoda, Chromadorea, Rhabditida, Strongyloididae. The transcript has 3 exons. Bases 1 to 1074 code for a protein of 357 amino acids.